GUGCCCUUCGUGCCCGCAAUCUCCGAUGAGGAAGUGAAAGCUGCGCAGACGGCCUGGGCAAGCGCCAUCAAGGCAAUCUCCAGGACCUACCUUGCUGGAGGUGACUAUGUCGGGGCGGCCGCCAAAGCUGCGGGUGAGCUGUAUGGAUAUGGGCACACGAAUGUGCUCUUCAAGCCUACCAAGGCUGCCACAAGCCAAUUCCGGCCAACAGCCUCAGACGCAAUGUCGUACUUCGUUGGACACAAGGCAGUGGCGAACGGUCACGCAGAGGACGCUGGCUUUGCCAUCAACGGUGGAAAAGGCUGGGCUGACGUGGCGUUCCACAACCACCAGAUCGACGUGACGGGCAACGUC
Messenger RNA from Symbiodinium pilosum, 354 nucleotides. The record is from the annotation of a GenBank genome assembly. NCBI's taxonomy places the organism in Eukaryota, Dinophyceae, Suessiales, Symbiodiniaceae.